AUGGCCGAGGUCAAUAUAUCAAAAUUUAUUCCAACUAUUAAAUCUAUACUUAAGAAUUCAGAUCCUAAUAAAAUUACUGCUCGAGACAUUCGAAUGAAAUUGGAAGAAGAUUUUAAAGUUGACCUUGCGCCUAGAAAACAUGAAGUACAACAACUUAUCGAAAAGUGUUUUGACGAAAUCGGUGAAGAAAGUGCAAACAGUGACGAUGAUCCAGAAGAUCUCGAAGAUUUUAUUGAAGAUGAUGAUAAACCACGAAAAAAGAAGCGAGGUAGAAAACCAAAAAGUUCUACCGAACUUUUAUCUGAUGGUGAAUAUGAGAGGAAAUUUGAAGAAGAAUUGAAAUUGAAUGGAGUCGUUAAGCGUCUAUGGGCAUAUAUUAAAGAAAAUAGUCUCCAAGAUCCAAAUGAUAAACGAUAUAUCGUCUGCGAUGACAAUUUAAAAAAUAUAUUCAAACAAGAUAGAAUUCAUAGCUUUACAAUGAACAAAUAUUUGACUGAUCAUUUGAAAAAGAAAGAAGAUUUAGUUGGUGGUGAAACUUUUGCUGUUAACAGUAAUGGCAGUCAUCACGUGGAACCAAGUAAUGCAAGUAGUGCCGGCGAUGAUGAGCUGCAGAACGAUGAUGAAUUCGAUGGUGCUGAUGACCAUGAUUAUACACCAACAUCCGUCAAAAUAGAAGAUGACGAUGACGACCGGGGUUUAUUCAGUGAUGAUCCGGAUGAUCAGGAUUUGGUGAAAACUGAGAAAGAAGAGUCAAAAAAUGUAAAGCUUGAAGAAUGA
This is a messenger RNA of Dentiscutata erythropus, 777 nucleotides long. The record is from the annotation of a GenBank genome assembly. NCBI's taxonomy places the organism in Eukaryota, Fungi, Glomeromycota, Glomeromycetes, Diversisporales, Gigasporaceae.